GCUUAUUACGAACUGCUCCUUUUCACCUCGUUGUUUCAGGCCCUAAUUUAUUCCCUCAACUGCUUGUUUAUCCUUCGCUUUGAGGUUUUAAUGCUUAUUUUUGUUUCUAUUUCGAUUCAGAAAUUCGAGAUUUCUGGUCGGCAAUGGAGGUUGUGAAGGAUGAUUUCUCCAAUUUGGAGAUUGGGACUUCGGUCGAGUCAUUUCAGAAGUUUUUGGACUCCCAAAAUGAUCUAUUUCGCUCCCAGGUCGAUCAACUCCAGAGAGUUGUUGUUACGCAGUGCAAACUCACAGGCGCCAACCCGCUCUCUCAAGAGAUGGCUGCUGGUGCUUUGUCAAUUACGAUUGGAAAAAGACCCCGAGACCUUCUCAACCCCAAGGCUGUAAAGUAUAUGCAAACUGUUUUUUCUAUUAAAGAUGCACUUAGUAAGAAAGAAUCACGAGAAAUCAGUGCCUUAUUUGGUGUCAAAGUUGCACAGGUCCGUGAUUUUUUUAAUAGUCAACGUUCAAGGGUGAGGAAACUAGUCCGUUUGUCACGGGAACGAUCCAUCCAAUCUAAUUCUUGCAAACAACUUGAAGUUGGAGGGAUUGCAACGAACAACGAUCCCAGUAUGCCAAUUGAUGCAGUUCCUUUGAACUCUGAUGCAUUGGUUCCCUUGAACUCUGAUGCACCAAUUCCAUUGAACUCUGAAGCUCCGGUUCCUUUAAAUUUUGCUACACCAGUUCCCUUAAACACUAUUGAACCCAGUAAUGUCGAUAAUGGACCAUCGUGUUCAACACAGGAUAGUAAACUAUCUGACAUAGAUGGUAUUGAUAAGCAUUUUGUUCAAACUAUAUUCAGUAUGAUGCAGAAGGAAGAAACGUUUUCUGGUCAGGUGAAAUUGAUGGAAUGGAUCUUGCAGAUACAAAAUUCUUCAGUGCUAUGUUGGUUCUUGACUAAAGAUGGUGCAAUUAUUUUAGCAACUUGGUUAAGCCAAGCUGCUGCUGAAGAGCAAACAAGUCUCCUUCAUGUAAUCCUUGAGGUUUUUUGUCACUUGCCUUUACAUAAGGCUCUUCCUAUGCAUAUUUCAGCGAUACUCCAAAGUGUUAAUAACUUGCGAUUUUACAGAACUUCAGAUAUAUCAAACAGGGCAAGGUUCUUAAUAUCAAGAUGGAGCAAAUUGUUGAUAAGAUCUCAAGCAUUAAAAAAGCCCAAUGGCAUGAAACUUCUGACCAAUUCACAAACUGAUAUGAUUCUGAAACAGAGUAUUGGAGGCAUUACGAGUGAUGAGUCAUGGAAGUCAAAUAUUGACAUACCUGAAAAUUUCGGUAAUCCUAGUGUAAAUGUAGAUAACAUGAGAAGAUUUUCUUUCUUGCACUAUGGACGUUGCAUUGAUCUGUCCAUGUUAGUAAAUGGAGUGUUCAAAGAUAAUUUCCUUAGCUGGUUAAUAGGAUUCAGAGAACGCAGGAAAGUUCAGAUGGUAGAACAGCCGGAACAGAAAGUUGCUGGCAGAAACUUGCAGGCUCCAAGAACUCCUGCAAGUCAAGGUCGGCCGAUGUCUACCGAUGAUAUUCAGAAAGCAAAAAUGCGGGCACAAUUUAUGCAGAGCAAGUAUGGGAAGACUGGUAUAUCUAAUGGACGUACGCAUACGAAGUCUGAGAAUGUAAACAAACCAUUACAUUCCAGUGCAUCAUCUCCAGCAUCCAAAAUCUCUCUUCGUCCCAAAUGUGAGGACCAGAAAAAGGCCAUGGUGCUGCUUCCAAAAAACAGUAAUAAGGUUGAAACGCCGCUUCAUUCAAAGAUUGAAGUGGAGUUCAAGGAUUCACUCGGGGAGACAUGCAAGAGGGUCCAGAUCCAAUGGCGGAUGCCUCCAGAAAUGAAAUUCAAUGAUCUCUGGAGGGUAGGUGGUGGCGACAAUAGUAAAGAGGCUGGAUUCCAAAAAAAUAGGAACUCUAGAGAGAAGGAAACUUUCUACAAAACCAUCCUUGAGAUACCACCAAAUCCCAAGGAACCAUGGGACCUCGAAAUGGACUAUGACGACUCCUUGACUCCUGAAAUUCUGACCGAGCAAUUGCCUGAUAAUGAAAGUUCAGAACCCGAGAUUCGAAAUUGUGUGGUGGAUGGUGCUGUUCCAUCAGAGGUGAUCUCAUCUCAGGAUCUCAAGCCAAAUGCAGCUGCUGAUGAACCAGAUCUUGAGUUGCUUGCUGUACUUCUGAAAAAUCCAGAAUUAGUUUAUGCCCUCACUUCUAGCCAAGCAGGCAAUUUGCCUGCCCAGGAAACUGUAAAACUGUUGGAUAUGAUUAAAGCAGGUGUGGCUAAUGGCGUAAACGGGAUGGAAAAGACACUGGAGAAAGUUGAAGUUUCUCUUCCAUCUCCUACUCCUUCGAGCGAUGCUGGAACGAGUGGAUGGAAGCCCGCAGUCUUCAAGAAUCCUUUUUCACAGCGAGAUUCCAUUGCAGAAAGCAGAGUAGCACUCCCUUCCCCACCAGUUGAUACUUCAAGCAUUGCAGUNCCUUCCCCACCAGUUGAUACUUCAAGCAUUGCAGUGUCACGUAUGCCACCAGUGUCCCAGCAGCUACCUGCAUCAGUUUCUCAGUUUUCACUCGGGCUCCAACCGAAUCACGUAGUUGACUCUCACCAACACCAACACCAACAGGGCGUUUUAAAUCCGAAUGUUCGGUUACCGAACUCAGAAAAAGCCUUAGCAUUGAGGAGUUUUCCUAUCACCAAACUACCCGUUGUUAAUCUAUCAACAGCAGCUGCCUCUUCAGUGAGGAUUGAAGGUGGAAAUGUUGCAAAACCUGUUUCAUUUGCAUCAAGUACACUAGAAAGAGUACCAAUCUCAUUCCAAUCACCACCUUCCCCAACCCCAACACGAAUGCCACCAAUACAGCAGCAACGACAGCAGCCACAGCUACAACCAUAUCGGUCAGAGCAUCCGCAUCAAACUCGUGUAAAUAUCUCAUCAUCAUCUGCCGAGAAAUCAGCCACUGGUUUAGGUUCAUGGAGACCAAGGCUGCAAGACAUUGGUUCCCACUAUAACAGUGGAGGUAACCAAAAUAACGAAAGUAAAUAUGUUAGAGGUCCCAUGGCGGGAAGAGGAGGGCCUUCAUGGGGGAGAAAUGAAUUUGAAUCAUGGAGUCCAGAGAACAGUCCGGUAAGAACUCAAGAGUACAGCAGGGCAGACAGAAGCUAUGGGGCUGCUGAGCAGCAGAGACAAAGCAGCAGUCCUUAUGGAUAUGGAGAGCAAAGCAGACAUGGAAACAACAGCAGAAGGUGGCAUGAUCGGCAAUAUUGAAGCUCUCUGAAUUGUUGUUUCCUCCUGAAAGAGGGAGAGGGUGGAAAAUUUGGCUGUUAAAAGGGAUUGAAAAGCAUUAGAGAAUGAGGCUCCCUCUUAAGAGAAUGGGUUGAGAUUGGCGUUCCAUAUUUGCAAGUUGUAUACUAUACUAUCUAUUCAAGGGGGGAGGCUAUUUGCAAGUUGUAUACUAUACUAUCUAUUCAAGGGGGGAGGCUCCCAUGAAUGAAAAUAACGCAAAUUCACCA
Molecule: messenger RNA, 3520 nt
Organism: Cucurbita pepo subsp. pepo (vegetable marrow)
Lineage: Eukaryota; Viridiplantae; Streptophyta; Magnoliopsida; Cucurbitales; Cucurbitaceae
Source: RefSeq, a predicted model, not a curated record